Molecule: messenger RNA, 858 nt
Organism: Monoraphidium neglectum
Lineage: Eukaryota; Viridiplantae; Chlorophyta; Chlorophyceae; Sphaeropleales; Selenastraceae
Exons: 7
Coding region: 1-858 (285 amino acids)
Biological process (GO): proteolysis
Cellular component (GO): Golgi apparatus
Molecular function (GO): serine-type endopeptidase activity
Source: RefSeq, a predicted model, not a curated record
AUGUGCAAGUUUCUAAGUGGUCCCGAUUACCUCGACGCCCCUUUCGUGGACAAGGUCCAGGAGGUCACCGCGUCAGGCAUACUCAUGGUCAGCGCCAUCGGCAACGACGGGCCCCUGUGGGGCACCCUGAACAACCCCGCGGACAACGCUGACGUCAUCGGGGUGGGGGGCAUCGACAACGGCGGCGACAUCGCAGAGUUUUCAUCGCGCGGCAUGACCACGCACGAGCUGCCGGUCGGCACGGGCCGUGUCAAGCCGGACAUCAUGGCGUAUGCCAAGGACGUGCACGGCUCAAAGAUACAGUUUGCAGGGGCCCGCGCCGGGCUGGGGCCCGGCAGGGCCACUGUGGUGCUGCGGCCCGGCGGCUGCCGCACCCUCAGCGGGACAAGCGUCGCCUCCCCCGUCGUCGCCGGCUGCGUCGCCCUCCUCGCCUCCACCGUCCCCGCAGCCACCCGCUGGACCACCCUCAACCCGGCAAGCAUGAAGCAGGCCCUAAUCGAGGGCGCCGACCGCCUGCCGAACCUCAACAUAAUGGAGCAGGGCAACGGCCGCAUAAACCUCGCGAAGGCCGAGGCAGUCCUGGCGGACUACACGCCGCGCGCCAGCCUGUCGCCGACGACGCUGGACUUCACGGACUGCCCGUACAUGUGGCCCUACUGCCGGCAGCCGGUCUACGCGUUCGGACUGCCGCUCGCGUUCAACGCGACAGUCCUGAAUGGCAUGGGCGCCACCGGGAGGUUCCUAGGGGAGCCCGAGUUCCAGCCGGGGGAUGAGGGGGGGCGGCAGCUUCUUGUCAGCUUCACGAAGAGCGACGUGCUGUGGCCGUGGUCGGGGUUCCUGGGGGUGUACAUCGAGUGA